Molecule: messenger RNA, 2529 nt
Organism: Somion occarium
Lineage: Eukaryota; Fungi; Basidiomycota; Agaricomycetes; Polyporales; Cerrenaceae
Source: the annotation of a GenBank genome assembly
GCACUACCACAUCCAAACGUCUUGAACUUGACAUCAGAGAUAACUCCAUUCUCGUCGACACGAAUCUGCAGUUUCAUAACAUCGCCGCAACUAUUGGGGGAUGCUUAGUCAGACGACGACGAAUGAGAAGAGAGCCAUUAUACUUACGCAGGAGCACCCACAAGACCGGUACCAACGUCAAUGUCAUUCUUGGGGAGGGAGCCGACCUAGAUGAAAGGAGGAGUUAUCAGAUAAUGUGCGAGGGUCUGGGCUGACCAAGACGCACAUUUCUAGGCUUUUCAUAAUGCGAGAUCACUUUUUCAUGGUACCCGCGAGCGAGAAGAGGUCGUGCGGUAACGCGAGAAGCGCGAGGUGCAGCGUUGAGGACAGUUUUAGAGAUCGCAGAGCGGAACAUGGUGAAUGGGGAUGGUGGGUAGAUGAGAAAGGCGUAGACGUUGUCGGCCGGCUUCUGCGAAUGUCAACGAAGGCGGCUGCUAAAGCGGAGCCCUGAUCUAAGAUACACGCACGUGAUCCACUUACAUAACCUGCGUCAUCGCCAAGGGUGCUCGAUUUGGACGUUUCGAAUCUGCCACAACGAAACUUGAGGCCAAACCGUGUUCACUCUCUCUUUGUCCUCGACAGGCCAUCAUGGCUACCUUAGACAACUCACGUCCUCCCACUCCUCCUAAUAAUGGUACAGAAACACCACCCACCGGACUAGGUUACUUCUCUGUUCCGUUCGAGAGAUUCGUGCGCGACGAGAUCUCCGACUGGAGUGGCUUUACACUCUUAGACACGAUGGAGACCUACUUUGAUUCGCGUCUCGAUCUCCUCCAGCGUCAACUGUCGAAACACAGCGAUAGACUAAAGACAAAGGCCGAGGAAACAUUCAACGAUGUCUUUAAGAAAGAUGUUCUCAAGAAAAUCAAAUCACCUUCAGGCGACAAUCUAGACCGGGAGAUGCAGAAGUUCAAGCUGAAGAUGACACAAAGGAUGACCUCCCUUUCAGCAUCCUGGCAGUCUGCUAAGAUUGUCCGGACGCGAGAAAAGGUUACCUUCUUCACCGGCGUGAUGAUUCUGCUCUUUACCGCCCUCGUAUUCGGCAUGGCUCCUCAAUGGAUACAUGUCCUAUAUACCGUACUCGGAUUAUACCUCCUUCCCAUGCGUGCCUACCAAUACAAGAAACGGUCCUGGCAUUAUUUCCUCUUCGACCUAUGCUAUUAUUGCACUAUCCUCAACUUUGUCUUCAUCUGGGUCUUGCCAACCAAUCCUGGGUUAUUCGUUGCAUGUUAUUGUCUGUCGCAUGGCUCAUUAGCUAGCGCAGUGAUAACUUGGCGGAAUAGUCUCGUUUUCCACGACUCGGAUAAAGUCACCUCCUUAUUCGUUCAUAUCUAUGCACCUCUCACUUUCACCGUUAUCCGGCAUUUCUAUCCAAAUGCACAAGAUCGCUUCCCUGCACUGAAGGAAGUGCAUCACCUCCCACCUUUCCGUGCAUUGCUCCUCAGUAGUAUCAUCUAUACCAUCUGGCAAUUGCUCUAUUGGAAGUUUGUCUUGAUCAACCGAAGAAAGAAGAUCGAAUCUGGACAACGGACAACGUCUUUCUCCUACUUGCUGAAUGACAAGAGAGGUAUCAUUGGGCGCGCAUUGUCAACUGUCCCUAUCCAGUAUCGCGAGGUCUCGUUCAUGCUCGGCCAGUUAGUGUAUUCGAUCCUUACUGAGCUGCCAGCCGUCUUCGUACUCUAUGACUCUCCAUUCUGGAGUGGCGCAUACCUUCUAUUGCUCUUUUCAGUGAGUGUAUGGAAUGGUGGUGGAUUUUACAUUGAAGUAUUCGGCCGGAAGUUUGAACGAGAACUUGAAGCCUUGCGGAAGGAACUCGCUGAAGCGACUACAAAUGCACGAUCGACACAGUCCAGUCCAACCCUGGGACCACAAAGCGACGAUGAAUUGUCGACCAUUGCUGGUACACCAUAUAUUAGCGGCAAAGUCCUCUCUCCCUACGCUUCUUGCCCGGAUCUACCCUCAGAGACUAUUCCGACUGAAGAGAAGAAAGACCAAUAAACCACACCGAUUUCCCAUAGAUUCCCCAAUUUCCUCGAAUGCUAACGAUUCUUGUGACCUUGAUGACCCCUAAUGAUAUACUCCUUUCUCGCUCUUGGACUGUAGGAUAGAAGAUUCUCCAUCAUGACCAUCAUCGCUGUAUGUCUGUUGCUUCAAUAUUGUAUUUCUUGCUACCCUCUGUAAUCUCAGCUCUGGCACAACACUAUCCACUUUUAUGCCCCCUCUUACGAUGUUACCUCGCUUUUACCAAUAUAGAUCUACUUUACUCUUCGCUUUUGGUUUUUGAAUCUCAAGUUGUGGUGCUUGACAUGCAAAGCGUGUUUUCCCUGCAAUUGCUGCCGAGUUGUGGAUCCAAGCGCGAUCGGGACACGAUCGAGUAGAAAGGGGCUUCAAAGUCUGUCAUGGUUCAAACGUUCAACCACUGACUGACCAGGUAUGCACCCCCGGAGAAUGUAUCACAAUGUAUUACUUUAAGAAAUGAUGCCACAAGGG